This is a messenger RNA of Exophiala xenobiotica, 2761 nucleotides long. RefSeq lists its product as uncharacterized. Gene Ontology annotation, molecular function: protein binding. Bases 418 to 2670 code for a protein of 750 amino acids. Lineage: Eukaryota; Fungi; Ascomycota; Eurotiomycetes; Chaetothyriales; Herpotrichiellaceae. The transcript has 4 exons. The record is from RefSeq and is a predicted model, not a curated record.
UAGACACUCAAUAUUCAUGUGCCGUUUCUCGAGUCUUGCCUUCUGCGUCCGUGUCAAUCAUGCGCUUUCGCAUCGCCGAGAUCGGCGGCCUCCACCCGCCUCCUGAGUCCCUCAAGAUAUUUGCUUCUCAGAUUCGUGUCGAAGCUGGGCAUCGCCAUUCGGGACAGUGCUCGAAUUCUUACGUUUGAAGGAGCGUGACGACGUUGCAAGGGAUAACCAGUACAAGGCUUCCUGAACAGAUCCUCUCGAUAGCUCUUCGAGCAUCCCACGACGGAGAAGAGUCUUCCGACCACUACUUGCUCCUUCCUAUGGUUCGUUGCGGAGUGCACAGCAUUCGUCUCGGUCUAGCAGGGCCCACUAGUGGUACGAUUGCCAGCUAUUCAUCAUCUGGAGCGACAGCCUUUCAACAACCAAGGGAUGGAGACGUGUCUCUGCAGCACCAUUAAUCGGUUAGCCGGUGCGUUCAAUGAGAGCGAGGCCCGGAGUCUCUCGCUCGAAUUAAAUAAGCACCUGAGCUCGAUCCGUACCAUGCUGGAUCAAUCAAAAACACUGGCUCAUGAUGUUCGGUACCGCAUUGUGCCGAUCGACCAACGGACCGCGAAGAUACUAUCCAUACAGCACCUAGACAACACGAGAGUAAGCCGGAUUUGCGAAAAAGUGAAAGACGCAAUCGACCACUUUUGGACACCCUCCGACGACGUAGAUCAUGAUAAGCUACGUCGACGUCUGGCAUGUGUGAUGAUAUAUCUCCGAUCUAAGAUGAAUAACCACGACCUAGUUCCACCGGCCAUUUCCAGCCUGGUCCAAGGGAUGAAAAUUUCGGAACUUCGCUAUGCAGGGAGGAAAUACAUCAAGGUAGCGCGUAGACUUGGUAGCAUUGGGUCGAUGAUCUGGCUCCCCCUGGACGUUCCCGCUUCUACCUAUGAGAGAUACCUUAACAUGGAUGACGAGAUAGUCUUCGCUCACCUGCGGUCGAUAAGUGUCCAUCUGCCCGACUACACAGACUUUGUACAGCGUAUUGUGGCAGAUCAACUAAACGACCCGUCUUCCCCUCUCCCGUACUAUAAUCUCGCUCCGGAAUAUGGAGACAUGAUACAAAGCUCAGACCAGCUGCUCCUGCUCAUUCAUGCUCUCGGUGGCUUGGAUAUUCCCAUCAAGCUACUUGAAAGCGUAAGGCUCACCAAAAGGCGCUGGACAGCCGGAGGUGAGCUCGAAGAAGUCACAGCUACUGAUUUCGGCGUCUCUUAUAACCUGGUUUGUCUCUUGUCCGAUGAUAUAAAUCUUAGUCGCUUAGCAGCUCGUCCGGAUGUCAAGGUUCAUAGCCUGGAGGAUGGCACUCCCGCUUUCUCUAUCUGUCCAGAGGAUAGGUCUGCUCUCUCGAACGGCCUCACAUCACAGACACAAGAAUAUUUCUUAUCGAUCGCCAUCAGAUUGGUUGCCUUUGCCACUCCUCCACCCCUCGAAGGAAAUACUUCCUGGUCGAUACCUCUCAAGGAAGCCACUUGGGCUUUGUUAAACAAGGUCACGGAGCAAAAGCGGGUGGCGGCACUUCUCAAAACUCAUGUGAUGGAAUCACUUUUCUACUUCGCCGAGAGAGAUUCGUUUACAAUUCGCCGAAUCGCCAUCGACCGAGCCCGAUCACUACUCACCAAGUCCAUGCCCUACUAUUUCCACGCGUGUGUCGCUUUGUUCGAGAGCAUACUCCGUCGUUUGGAAGGAAAGCUCGUCAACUCGACUUCUACAGUUCAAGACUUCCUCUCGACAAGUCCACCACCAACCACUCGUCUUGAGAAUGCUCUUCAAGGAAGACUCCACAUUUCUCUGAUGGAGACCAAGAUACAGCAUUACGACAGUGGUAUCGCCGCAUGCAUCUACGCGUGGGAGGGGAUACAGCCAUUGUCGUCGUUAGAAACUGAGGUUACGCGCAGGCUUCAAGGUACAGCGUCGAGGUUCUUCCAGUCAAUCGGAGAUUUCUCAACCGCAAGGGCUUCCCUGGAACAACACCUAUGGCUCGACUCCGCAAGGCCAAUUCGACGUAACACCCGCCUUCUCCUGGUUGGUCGACUUGCCGAGGUUUAUUGCGAGCUUUGUCAAUAUCAGAAGGCGAUCGAGCUUCUUCAGCCAGAAUUUAACAGCAUACCUCAGGCUGAACGAAAGGGUCGCCCCUACAGACGCCUGCUCCUGGCAUCCGUAGAAGCUAGCCUGGGCAAAGAGGACCUAAAUGCGGCCGAAUCCACGCUCCAACGACUAGUCGACACUGAGCCUCCGGCUCUGGACGAUACGAAUGAUCAAGUGCUUUAUAUGCGCCGAGUAAUAGCCAAGGCACGCACUGCUCAUAUGAAACAGAACUAUAAAGAUGCCUCUGGCUUAUGGAGAGCUGCUCUACAGAACAUGGAACAACUGCAGAUCUUUAGAUCUAAGCAUCCCUGGACAUCGGCCUUGAUUCAAUUAUCUAUGGCCCAUGCUCAACUAAGUAUUGGCGACGAGGGCAGUGGCAAGCAGUCGUGGGCCAAGGCUCUGGAGAUCUCCAGAAUCGAAAGAUGCGAGUAUAUUAUCCCCGUCGUGGCAAAUAUAUGGGCGCGAAAGAUUGUGAGUGAGAUUCAUCGUACCUAUGGUUGGCCUUUUCUCAUGAUGCUACCGGGUGGCAAUCCAGAUGUUGUAUGGUCUUGAGAUAAGAUAGAUAAAUUAGAAUAUCCCUCCAAGUUGCCGAACUCUAUUAAUACGUCGGUCCGUUCUAUAGGCGUAUAGCUAUACAUGUGAG